Molecule: messenger RNA, 4107 nt
Organism: Microcebus murinus (gray mouse lemur)
Lineage: Eukaryota; Metazoa; Chordata; Mammalia; Primates; Cheirogaleidae
Source: RefSeq, a predicted model, not a curated record
GUUUUGUAAAUAGAGUGCUUACUGUGUCCAGAGGAUUCUUCUAGUGCUGGGGACACCGCAGUGAACAAGAAACGGCCCCCACCUCUUGGAGCAUGUAUUGCAAUAGAGAUGAGGCAUUAAUGUAAUAGACACAAUAAACAAACAAAUAAUUUUUAAUCGUGACAAGGGGUACGCAGAAAAAAACCCAAAGAGAUAAAAUUGCUAGAGAUGAGGGAGUUAGGGUAGCCCUGGUAGUCAGGGAAGGCCUCUCCAAAGAGUUAACAUUUGAACUGAAACCUGAUGGCUAGAGGGAGCAGCCUUGCCUAUCCCUAAGAAGAAACUUCCAGCCCGAGGGUACAGAGGCUUCGGCUGGUUUGAGUGACAGAGAAGGCUCCUUGGCUGCAGAGUAGUGAGCAAGGUGCCCCGGGCCUCUGAGGAAUAGAGUUUUAUUCUAGGGUUGGAGGGAGGUGACCCUUCCUGGUCGUCAGACCCCAAUUACAUGUUAUUUCCCACAAGAAGCCCUCCCUGACCCUUCAUCUAAAUUAGCACUUCUCCUACCUUGAUAUUUUCUCUGUUAGCACAAUGAGCAAGAGCUUGACCUAUUUUGUCAUCAUAUCCCUGCUCCAUUCUUUAACCCCAGCACUGUUUAAUCUGAUUAAAAGCUUGUUUUCUGAUUCCAAAGGUAGAACUAAAAGCAGAUUUUUUCCCUCUCUAACCAGUAGCCCUUCCCUGAGGACAUGCACUCCCCAGACAUGAGCAAACAAAAACCAGCAGUGGUAACUUGUCCCCCUCCUAGCCCUGGGUUACAGUUCUCUCCACAGUGGAGAGUGGUAUGUGUUGAGGGGUAGGGUGGCUCGUGUCUUUGGCAACCUUUUCCCCUGAGAUACGCUGGUUGCCUUGUUUGAGUGAGUAGGACAACAGAUCUGGCAAUAGCAAUGGCCCAGGUGGGUCCUGCCCACAGAUUGCCCUGGAUAGAUAGCUGAUUAGGGGCUGGAUGGGGGUGGGGUGGCUCUGCUCUUCCAUGCAUUUGCAGUCUGUGCUGUUCAGGCACAGGUGACUCACAAGCCUGUCCAAUCUUCCCCCAUAGCCCUUCAUACUCUUAACAUGUCAAAAAGGCUCUGCUGCCAAAUGUCACCUCACAGCAUUGUAACCAAGCAACCAGCCUGCUUCUACCCAUACACAUUUUGUUAACUGAUGCCUGAAGAGGAACAUCUCUUUACAAAGUGGCAGCUACUUACAGGGCUCAAGCCCCACAGAAAAGGAUAUCCUCAAAGACCUCCACCCAAACACAAGAACUCACAUGUCUGUUGAAGGGAAGAGUGAGGAGAGCAAGGCCUCAUGCCUACUGUGUGUAUAUCUUGUCAGAGCAGAAUUAUAUUUAUUGUUUUUUAAAUAACUUUUCCCUUGAGUCAGGGCUAUAAGAAUGAAAAAUAAAAUCGAUAGGAAAGAACUAAUAAAAAAUUAACUUUUCCACAACCAGAAAGUUAAAACAUGUUGGUACAUAAUAAAAUAAGUCUUGAAGAAAUUAGAAAAAUAGAAGAAAAACAAGAACUACCCAUAAUUCUAUGUCCCAGAAAGAACUGGGUGAAUAUUCUGGGGUUUAUGUUGCCAGGUUUAUUUUUCUGCUUGUUUUGUGUAGUAAUAUAGCAAGAAUGUUUUCUGGUGUUCCACAACAUGGUUUUACUGGUCGCAGAGUCAUCCACGUCAGGGAUCCCUUUGUUCAUUUCACAAAUCCUUAUUGAGUGUUUGCUGUGUGCCAGGCCCUGGGGAUAGAAACUGGAGGCCUUGUCUCUUGGGGGAAGGCAGAUAAGAAGCAAGUAAGCUAACUUGUCUUAUGGUCAGAUGACAGAGAGCUGUGGAAAAAAACCAAAGAAUAAGGAAUUCUGGUAGAAGGGGAGGCAGCGGUUUUAAAUAGUAUCAUUCAGCAAACAUUGGAAGGAGUGUAGGUGAGCAGGUCUUGGGUGCAGCUUCUUCUUGGGACAUGAGGGAAGUGGCUAAUGUGCUUGCCUCAGCAUCUCACUAUUUCCUGCUGUCUUCUGGAUCUGGGGGGUCCUGGGGUCGUAGGGCCUCUGGCCUGGGCUCCUUCCACUCAUGGCUGUGUGUUCCCCCAGCAUGUACCAUCUCUAGCACCUGCUCCGCUCCCACUGGCUACCCUGGAAUGGUGAUGGCACUCCCAAUGCCUGGACCCCAGAGCCAGACAGAUCACCCAAAUGUUCCUAAUGUGGCCUCUCCAUCUCCUGGGUCCUUGCUGAGGCCUCAACUGCCCAGGACAGCAGGGUUUGUGGUUGCAGGAGUCCAUUGUGUUUGAGGAUGUGGCUGUGUACUUCACGAGGAUAGAGUGGAGUUGCCUGGCCCCCGAUCAGCGGGCACUCUACAGGGACGUGAUGCUGGAGAACUAUGGGAACCUGGCCGCACUGGGCUUUCUUAUCACCAAACCAGCACUGAUCUCCCUCUUGGAGCAAGGGGAGGAGCCAGGGGCCUUGAUUCUGCAGGUGGCUGAGGAGAGAGGAACCAAGGCCAGCCUGUGCACAGAUUCCGGGAUGGAGGCUGGUAUGGCAGAAUCUCCUCCGAAGAGGGAGAUCUCUAGGCAGGCUGGACUGUCAGGAACGGUUUGGGGGUGCCUCCCCAGGAGGGACCCCAAGCUAUCUGACCUGAAUGGCAGUACUGAGGACAGGUCAGAUAAACAACGUCUCCUCCCCUGGGCUCAGGCUGAGGAGUUAAGCAUCUCCCCAGGGGCUCUGCGAGAAGAAUGGGGCAGCCGGCCUGCAAGGAGCUCUGCUGCCAGCGGGCAGAGAGGCUACAGGUGCGAGUGCGGCAAGGUGUUCAAGUACAACUCUCUGCUGCUCAGGCACCAGAUCAUCCACACAGGGGCCAAGCCCUACCAGUGCACCGAGUGUGGGAAGGCCUUCAAGCAGAGCUCCAUCCUGCUGCGGCACCAGCUGAUCCAUACUGAGGAGAAGCCCUUCCAGUGCAGCGAGUGUGGGAAGGCCUUCCGGCAGAGCACGCAGCUGGUGUCCCACCACCGGGUCCACACCCGGGAGCGGCCCUAUGAGUGCAGUGAGUGUGGCAAGACAUUUACUCGCAGCUCCCGGCUCCUGCAGCACCAGAAGUUCCACACAGGGGAGAAGGCCUAUGAGUGCGGUGAGUGUGGCAAGGCCUUCUGCCGCCGGUUCACCCUCAAUGAGCACUGCCGCAUCCACAGCGGGGAGCGGCCCUACAGCUGCCUACGGUGUGGGCAGCGCUUCAUUCGAGGGUCGUCACUCUUGAAACACCACAGGCUGCAUGCCGAGGAGAACCCCCAGGACAAUGGUGGAGGUCAGAGCCCCUUGCUUGGUGCAGCACAGAAGGCCCAUGCCGGGGACAAGUUCUACAAGUGCUCUGUGUGCCAGAAGCCCUUCAGACACAACUCUCUGCUCCUUCUGCACCAGCGGCUUCACACGGGUGAGAAGCCGUUUGAAUGCUCGGAGUGUGGCAAGGCCUUCAGUCGCAAGUCCAACCUCACUCUGCACCAGAAGAUCCACACCAAGGAGAAGCCCUUCACAUGCACGGAGUGCGGCAAGGCUUUCCGCAGGAGCUACACACUGAACGAGCACUACCGGCUCCACAGUGGCGAGAGGCCAUACAGGUGCCAGGCCUGCGGGAGGGCCUGUAGCCAGCUGUCCACCCUCAUCCAGCACCAGAAGAUCCAUGGCCGGGAGCAUCGGCAGGGUGGGGGUGGCAGGCGGGUGCCCCGCUGGACUGCCCGUUGACAAUUACAAUAGGCAGAAGAUUUACCCACCCCAGAGGUGCCCCAGCACAGAAAGCUGUAAACCCACACCCUGAGGGUACAGCAAAGGAAGGGGCCAGGGAGGGUCUGUCCCAGGGUCAAGCAUAAGGAGCACAAGAGGGAGAUGAGCAGGACAGGGAGGAGGGUGUGCCUGGAGUGAGUCCCUGCUGGCCCUCAGAGUGGCAAGGCUGCAUGUGGGUGUGCCAGGACAGCAGCUUUCUGAGCCCAGAUAAGUCUGUCCUGAUGCACACACAAGCUCCAGCAAACCAAACGGAGAUUGUGGGUGGGGCAUUUUUCUUUCUUUUUUGAGACAGUGUCACUCUUUCACCCCAGCUAGAGUUGUAGUGGCGUCAUCAUAGCUC